UCCAGUUUCAAAUGGAUUUGCAUUUCGCACAGUAAAAUCAGUAAUCGGAAAUGGCUUCUUUGCGGAGCCCGUCUUCGCCCUCUGACGGUUACAAAAGGUUUAGUGAUGACUUCGCGAACAGCAGCAUCAACAAUUACGGCUCCAAUGUCACAAACAGCCGGGCGGCGGACGCGGCCGGCGACGCCACGCUUGAGCUGGGCAGCCGCUCGGCGCUGGGUGGCGGCCUGCCCGCGUCGGAGGACGAGCACUGGGAGAUGAACUACCACGAGGCCGCCAUCUACCUGGAGGAAGGUCAAAACAAUGAGAAGUUCGACUCGCACCCGUCCAGCCCGGAGGAGCUGCCGGCGUACCUGCGCGUUCACAACCCCUGGUACCACGGCCUCGACCUGCUGGCCUCGCUCGUGCUCAUCCUGCUGGCCUUCAGCGAGGACCCCGCCGUGCCCGCUUUCAAACUGCCGGUGUGGGCGCACGGCACGGUGGAGCUGCUGGCGCUGGCCGUGAUCGGCAUCGAGCUGCAGCUCAAGCUGAAGUGGAUCGGCUGGGGCACCAUCCUUAAGCACAAGCGGACAAUGAUUAAGGGGAUAACCCUCCUGCUCAUGGUUCUAGAAGCGGUGGUGGUGCUGUGCCGCCAGUCGGCGCACUUCCGCGCGUCGCGCGCGCUGCGGCCCAUCUUCCUGGUGGACACGCGCCACUGCGGCGGCGUGCGGCGCUUCAUCCGCCAGAUCCUGCAGUCGCUGCCGCCCAUCAUCGACAUGCUCGGUCUUUUGAUGUUCUUCGUAGCGACGUACUCGCUGCUGGGCUACUACUUGUUCUCGGAGCACGUGGACAACGGCCACUUUCAGACCAUCAGCGACUCGUUCGUCAGUAUGUUCGUGCUGCUUACGACGGCUAAUUUCCCGGACGUGAUGAUGCCGUCGUACGCAAAGUCGAAGUGGUAUGCGGUUUUCUUUAUCCUCUACAUCAUCACCGUGCUCUACGUGCUCAUGAACCUGAUGCUGGCCGUCGUGUACGAGGCCUUCACGCGCAUCGAGCGGGACAAGUGCCGCGCGCUGCUGCUGCACCGGCGCGGCGCCGCGCGGCGCGCCUUCCGCCUGCUCGUGUCGCGCCGCGCGCCGCGCGCCGUGCGCCUGCGCCACUUCGCCGGCCUGCUGCGCCACUACGCGCCGCACUACGGUCCGCUGGACGUGUUCCUGAUGUUCAAGCAGCUGAACCGCAGUGGCACGGGCGCGCUGUCGCGCGGCGAGUUCGCGGCGCUGUACGACGCGCUGUCGCUGCGCUGGGCGCCGCAGGCCGCGCGCGCGCCGUGGCUGGGCGCCGGGCCGCUCGAGCCGCUGGGCCGCUGGGCGUCCGCCGCCGUGGCCUGGCCCUACUUCGAGCACCUCGUGUACGCGCUGGUGCUGGGCAACGGCGUGGCCAUGCUGCUGCGCGUGUGCGAGGCGGCGGGCGGCCUGCGCGACAGCGCGCGCCUGCUGUGCGCGUCGUGGGACACGUGGCUGUUCCUGUCGCUGUUCCUGCUGGAGGCGGGCGUGCGCGUGCUGGCGGCGGGCCCGGCGCGCUACCUGGCCAGCGGCUGGAACGUGUUCGACCUGGGCGCCACGCUGCUGGCGCUGCUGGGCGCCGCGCUGCUGAGCGCGGCGCCGGACCUGUUCGUCGUGGUGGUGUUCCGCCCGCUCAGGCUCAUGCGGCUGUACAAGCUGAAGAAGCGCUACCGCGACGUGUUCGGCACGCUGGUGCUGCUGACGCCGCUCAUGUCGUCGGCGGGCUGCGUGAUGCUGGUCAUGUACUACUUCUUCGCCAUCGUGGGCAUGGAGCUGUUCGCGGGCGCCGAGCUCCGGAACUGCUGCGUGAACACGACGGUGGAGGACUUUUACAAGUUCUCGUCCAACAGCUCGACGGCGCUGGGCUACUACUACCUCAACAACUUCGAGAACCUGCUCACAAGCGGCGUGACUCUGUUCGAGCUGACGGUCGUCAACAACUGGUUCAUCCUCAUGAACGCGUACGCCAUUGUCGUGGGCCCGUUUAGCAGGAUCUACUUCAUGGUGUUCUACCUGUUCACGAUGGUGGUGCUGACCAUCGUGGUGGCGAGCGUGCUGGAGGCCUUCCGCUUCCGCAUCCAGUACAAGCGCAGCACCAGCAAGCGGGACGAGGAGAAGCUGCUGCACGAGGAGGUGCACACGAGCUGGGAGGAGGCGCAGCGGCUGGGCGCGGCCGGCGCGCUGGCCGACGCGCUGCGCGCGCACCUGCCGCCCGGGAUGCAGGUGACGUUCGUGGGCACGCGGCCGCGCACCAAGGAGGUGCUGCAGCGCCGCAUGUACCAGAGCGACAUCCUCAAGUGGCUGGCCGAGGACGACGACAGCGAGGACACGCCAUCCGCGCUGGCGGCCGACGAGCCUCCCGCGCCCGACGCUCCCGCCGGCCAGCAGUUGUAGGCCGCCGGGCUGGCGCCGCCGGGCUGCGUCGACGUGCAUCGGCCGACCGUCCGGUUCUGUCCAAAACUGAAAAUAGACUAGCCUACUUCAAAACGAGUUAUGAAAAGCAACUAAGAGUAGCCAGUGCGUUUGCACGUAGGAAGUGCCUCGCUGCGCACGGACGAGUCCUCGAGCGAUGGGUGGGGGGCCGCUGCGGGAGACUACGAGUCUCAGUACUGCAGUAGUCCCACGACGCGGCCGAAGCACGCGUUGCGCAUUAGCUACGUCAGAACUAGCAACGUCAUUAGCUCCAGUAAUAAAAUGUAGUGCGGCCGCUACAAAUAAAAACAAUGUCACAUAUUCGUAACACCGAGGCGGGUACGGUGUGCGAGCUUGGUUGUAUCCGUUAGUGCUCUGGCGGGCCAGCAUGACGCGAAAUGUGUGUGUGUUCAAUAUUCCCGCAACGUCUGUCGCUCGAAAGUGCAGAGUAGGUACCGUUACUAUAAUAUCUGCAUAGUCGCAAAUUCCGUUUUUUUAUUUACAAAUAUUCUGCCAAUGCCCUAGCUGUAGUAUUGUGGCCAAAUUUGAGCUUCAAAGGAAUUAAGUAAGUAGGUAGCGUUUACUCUGACGCUAUAGCGUGUCGAAACUGAAAAGCGCCUUCUCAAAAGCAAAUCUUGUACUAAGGGUACCUACAUUUGACGAACGCGUUACAACCAGGUAUUGCAGCGCGUUCAAUCAAAUGUAUGCACACAGAUUCAAGAAACUCAAAAUGAAAAGAAACUCAAAAAUUUGUGACGAAUUUUUAUAGAAGAAUUAGAAACAAUAAGUAUUGUAGAGAUUUUAAUAGAUAAGAACAUAUAGAUAAGUAUUUUGAUUACGUUAAGUUUGAUAUUCAUAGGGAGAAUGCGAAUAUAUAAUUUUGCUUAUUUCUACUGUGAGGGUAUUAUGAUUAACUGUGAUACGGUACCGAUGCGGCUGAGUAUUUAUUCGUGUGGGCAGCUAAGCUUUAUUUAUGUUUGACCUUUGCCUUGUAUUUUAGGAGAAUCCUAUUUAGAGAAAUGGCAUCAGUAAGAUUCACUUUGCUCCAGACGCGUCGGAGGGCGGCAGUCGCAGUUAAAACUCGUUGCCGGCAUUCGCUGGUGCAGUAGCCCCAGUUUAAGAUUUGCUCGCUCCCAUAGAGGAGUCGCUUGGCAUAUCAAACUGUAUCUUAAAUGUGAAAUGGACCUAAUAUCUCUAAUUUAAGAUUCGCAAAUUCUGUAUUUCUGUUGUUGUUUUACAAACGCUCUGUCAGCAGCACGAGCUAAUAAUUAUAGGCUUUGAGCUUUAAGGAAACAGCUAUUUCCAUUUUAUUUCGUCGUUCAAGUAAGAGCAAAUCUUGUAGUAAGGCUACAGUGAUUGCCUCGAGUCGGCCCGCUCGGCCGAACGGUUGGCCAAGCAGGCAAUUGUCCACAAAUGGGACAUUAAUUCUAAAAUGUUUACGGUUAUUAAUACUUAGUCCCAGUUCGCAGAUGCCUGUGAGUACCGGCUCGUUAUGUAAGCAUUUAUUAGCAAAGUGCUGGGUCGCAUUUAGUCGCUUGCAGCUAAUGAACAAUCGGAUCGUAGAAUUAUUGACACCAACAAACUAUCGCACGAAAGUUGACAGUAAAAGUCUGGCGCGUUACCUUCAUUGUUGUAGAUACCAAGAUUAAUACGAUAAAAAGUUUGUAGUUCGACAGGCGAGCUACG
Pararge aegeria (speckled wood butterfly) is the source of this 4136-nucleotide messenger RNA. RefSeq names its product two pore calcium channel protein 1-like. The record is from RefSeq and is a predicted model, not a curated record. The transcript is spliced from 17 exons. Gene Ontology annotation, molecular function: voltage-gated channel activity; monoatomic ion channel activity. Gene Ontology annotation, biological process: monoatomic ion transport; transmembrane transport. Gene Ontology annotation, cellular component: lysosomal membrane; endosome membrane. NCBI's taxonomy places the organism in Eukaryota, Metazoa, Arthropoda, Insecta, Lepidoptera, Nymphalidae. The coding region runs from base 51 to 2432 and encodes 793 amino acids.